Messenger RNA from Schistosoma intercalatum, 549 nucleotides. Lineage: Eukaryota; Metazoa; Platyhelminthes; Trematoda; Strigeidida; Schistosomatidae. The record is from the annotation of a GenBank genome assembly.
AUGUCAUGUCGUCGUAGAAGUCAUACAACUCCGGGUUAUUUACAACCUAGAACUUUGGAUGACAGGAUUAGGGACGACUAUCGCUAUAAUUAUCGAGGAUCAAGGCACUCAAGGCGCUAUCAACCAAAUUAUGACGACUUCUACGCACGUCCGCCUUCUGUGUAUCAGCCUGUAGAACCCUAUUAUCCUAGGCCUCGUGAAUCCUACUACGUUCGUCCGCCUUCAGUUUAUCAGCCUACAGAAACACUUUAUCCUGGGCCUAUGCCAAAUAGUUAUCAGCGUCAUAGUUAUGCUCAACCUGUUUCUUAUCAGCCUGUUUAUCCAUCAUAUCGCGAAUCUUUUAGAGAUGUGUACGCUCCAAGCACCUAUUCGUCGUAUCCACGUCGUCGUUCAAUGUCUAACAAUCCUCUGAUAGAUCCUGACACGAUUUCCAAUAAUGGCAAUACACUUUCAUAUUCUCCGCGUACAUACCCAAGGGUUCAGAUUUACCAUACAAGGAAUACAAACGAUGGUUUUGUUUUUAAUCUUCAGAAUGUUUUGAAGAAUUAA